Molecule: messenger RNA, 628 nt
Organism: Elaeis guineensis (African oil palm)
Lineage: Eukaryota; Viridiplantae; Streptophyta; Magnoliopsida; Arecales; Arecaceae
Source: RefSeq, a predicted model, not a curated record
UGCGGUACCGUUCCUCCUCCAACGGAUCUUUUCCGUUUCUUUUCAAGAAACGAGACGAGAAUGGGAAGGAAUAAAGAAAAAAUCUCCCUCCCUCUUUCCCGGCGACGGAGAACGAAGCAAAACAUGAAGAAAUUCACGGCGGCAGCAACGCUUCCUCCUCCCCGAACCAUCUUUCCCAUGAUGAUGGGGAUCCUCUUCUUCUCCUCCUCCACCCUGGCGCUCGCCAAACCCUCUUCUCGCGCCAUCUCUGACAGUGAGAUCAGCGAUCGGAAGAACGCUUGUUAUGCUGACAUCGACAGCGGGCUACGGGGUGAGCGCUGCAGAUCUUCGAUGAUCGCUAAGGAGAACUGCGCAUUAAAAUGUGUUUCCCCCCUCUGUUACGAGCUCAUUUACGAGAGCGACCCGCUGGAAGAAGGAGAGAGAGACUACAGGGCCAUGGAGUUCAAUUAUUGCACGCAAAAAAUUUAGCACAAUAAGAAGACUGAAAUCACUCGGAAGAAACUGAGCAUGGUCUUCUGUCAAACUAUUGGAAGCAGUGUUUUUACCUUUUUCCAGGCGGUAGGCUUGUUGGUGAGAGCAUAGGAAUCUUAAGAAACAGCAGCUAAUUACAAUGAGCACUAGUUGUUUA